Molecule: messenger RNA, 531 nt
Organism: Portunus trituberculatus (swimming crab)
Lineage: Eukaryota; Metazoa; Arthropoda; Malacostraca; Decapoda; Portunidae
Product: TATA-binding protein-associated factor 2N-like
Exons: 2
Coding region: 57-362 (101 amino acids)
Source: RefSeq, a predicted model, not a curated record
UCCCGCUCAAGUUCCUCACAGUUCAUCGCUGCACACCAAACUUACCACAUCAAGAGAUGUUGCGUCCUAGCCUGCUGGUGCUCGGGGUGGCGGUGUUGGUGGUACUGCACGCCUGUAUGACCACCGCGGCACCUCAAUAUCGUGGUGACGACGGCUAUGGUGGUGACGAUGGCUAUGGUGGUGACGACGGCUAUGGUGGUGACGAUGGCUAUGGUGGUGACGACGGCUAUGGUGGUGACGAUGGCUAUGGUGGUGAUGAUGGCUAUGGUGGUGAUGAUGGCUAUGGUGGUGAUGAUGGCUAUGGUGGUGACGACAGGCACGGCGACAAAGGUGAUGAUGGCGGCUAUUAUGGUAGAAAGUAAGGGAAUGCCGACACAAGCUCAGAUCACCAGACCGUCACGGAUUGCACCAAAACACCUGGACGAUUAUUCAGAAAGCGUUACCAGCCUUGAAACACUUGGAGAGAAAAGCCUUGUCUUGCUUUACUAAUUUGAAUUUAUUGGUUCGUGGAGAUUAAAUCAUUAAAGCCUU